Hirundo rustica (Barn swallow) is the source of this 2738-nucleotide messenger RNA. It is a transcript of the gene TNFRSF4, whose product is annotated as TNF receptor superfamily member 4. Gene Ontology annotation, biological process: inflammatory response. Bases 1 to 1512 code for a protein of 503 amino acids. Gene Ontology annotation, molecular function: tumor necrosis factor receptor activity; protein binding. The transcript has 7 exons. NCBI's taxonomy places the organism in Eukaryota, Metazoa, Chordata, Aves, Passeriformes, Hirundinidae. The record is from RefSeq and is a predicted model, not a curated record.
AUGAAAUUCCGCAACUCCCGCUCUCUCCCCGCCUCAGCCAGCGCAGCCUCACCGCGCUCCAUCCCGAUAAAAACGGAGUUUUUUCCCAGCCAUUCCCACGGGGAUCCCCCUCCUCUGAGGGCUCUUUUUACCUCUCAACCCCUUCUCAAGCUCAGCAUUUCCUCUUCCUGCCCAAAAACCCCGAAGCGGGAGCGGGAAGGGGCGUGGAGGAAGCAGGAAUUUCCCUCACAGGUCCCCGCCCGGAGCCGUGCCCGCGGCGGGCCCUCACGGCGAGCCCUCACGGCGGUCCCUCACGGCGAGCCCUCACGGCGAACCCUCACGGCGAACCCUCACGGCGAGCCCUCACGGCGGGCCCUCACGGCGGGCCCUCACGGCGAACCCUCACGGCGAGCCCUCACGGCGAGCCCUCACGGCGAGCCCUCACGGCGGGCCCUCACGGCGAGCCCUCACGGCGGGCCCUCACGGCGGGCCCUCACGGCGGUCCCUCACGGCGAGCCCUCACGGCGAGCCCUCACGGCGAGCCCUCACGGCGAGCCCUCACGGCGAGCCCUCACGGCGGGCCCUCACGGCGGGCCCUCACGGCGGGCCCUCACGGCGGCCCGAGGGCAGCGGCGCGGGGACAUGGCGCUGCCAGGCGUUCCCUGGAGUCCUCCCGCUCUCUGCCUCCUCCUGGCCCUGCCCAUUCCCGGCUUCCUGGCUCUGGAGUGCGGGGAGAAGCAGUACCGGUUCCAUGAGAAGUGCUGCAGCGACUGCGCCCCCGGGGAGAGGAUGCGCAGUCGCUGCACGGCCUCGGCCGACACCGUGUGCUCGCCGUGCCAGGACGGAUAUUUCAGCUCCCAGCACCACCACGGCUUCUGCCGCAGCUGCACCAUCUGCCAAACCUCGCCAGGGAGGGGCAGCGCGGAGGUGAAGCCGUGUGAGAGAACCUCGGACAGGGUGUGCGUGUGCCAGGCGGGAUUCCAGCCCGACGGAAUUCCCGCCAGAAUUCCCAGCGGGAGCCAGUGCUCCCCGUGUCCUGACGGGACUUUCUCCAGAGGAAGGAAUGAGAACUGCCAGCCUUGGACCAACUGCAGCGUUUUUGGGAAGAGCACGCUCCAAGCUGGAACGGCGACAGCGGAUGCCCUGUGCAGCAGCCACGGCCUGCCUCCCUUUCCCACGGAAUUCCCGGAGAACAGGGGUCCCUUCUCCACGGAAUUCCCAGAGAACAGGGAUCCCUUUCCCACGGAAUUCCCGGAGAACAGCUCCAGAGCGUCCGGCCCCGGGGAGAUCCCGGCGGUUUGUGGGGAUCCCGGCAGCGCCGCGGAGCCGGGCUGGGGUUCUUUAUCCCUGCUCCUGCUGUGCCUGAUCCUGCUGAUGGUGAGUGGAAUUUCCAUCCUGCUCCUGAUCCUCCAGGCAGCCCGGAAAAAAACCAGGAAUGGGUCUGGGAGGAGCAUCCAGCACAAGGACAGGAGCUGUCGGAUUCCCAUCCAGGAGGAGCAGAUGGAUCCCAAUUCCAGCCUCAUCAAAAACUGACUCCCAGUUUUUGGGCUGUUCCUGCAUUUCUGAGCCCGUGGAUCCGAAGGAGCGCUGGGAUUAAUUCAGGCUGGUUUUGCUUCAUCAGGAGUUAAUUAGGAGCUUUAAUUAACUCAGGGAUCUCCAUUGGAAUUUGGGAGAAUUCCUGAGGGAAUUUUGCGUGGUUUUUUUUCUUUUUUUUUUUUUUUUGCCCUUUUGGGCAAAUCUUUGCCGAGCAUCUUCGAAAAUCCUCUGAGAAUGAGUUUCCAGCUGGAAAAUCAUGGAAAUCCUGGGAGCAGACUGAAAACCGGGAUGGUUCAGGGAAGAGAAAAUCCUUGGGAGCUCCUGGGAAGAGGAGAACGGGAAUUAUCAACCCAAUCCUGGGAUUUUGGGGGCGUUUAUGGAAAAAAAAAAUAGGAUUUUGCUCCCUUUAAAGGUUUAAAAUUCCCAAAACAUUUUAUGAAAAAAAAAAGAAUUUUAUUCCUAUAAAGGUUUAGAAUUCCCCCAUAUUAAAAAAAAAUAAAAAAUAGGAUUUUACUCCUUUAAAGGGUCAAAAUCCCCAAAAUUUUGAAACGAAUUUUACUUCUGUGAAGUUGAAAGUCCCUUCAUAUUUUCAGAUUAACUUUGCCUCUUUAAAGGUUUUAAAUUCCUCCGUAUUUUAUGGAAAAAAAAAAAGAAUUUUACUUUUAUCAAGGUUUAAAAUCCCCAGGUUUUGGAGUGAUCAGGGUUUAAGUGUGAAGCUGAGCUCUAAAACCAGGAUCAAGUGUUGGAACUGAGUCUAAAACCAGGAUCAAGUGGCAGCUGAAUCCACAUUUCCUGAAAUGGAUUUCCCCUCUCCAAUUGGUUUCCCGCAAAUCCGGAGAACCAAUUUUUAGGGAGCAAAUCCCAACCUCUGGAAUUUCUGGGAGGAGCCCCGAGUGUCCUUUUGCUGAAUUGGGAAUAUUUCCUUGGAAAUUCCAGAAAAAACAAAAAUGGAAUUUUUUUAAUCAUCCAGGAGCAAUUUUCCCUCCAAAUAUCAGCUACUAACUCCUCAAAAAAACCCAAAAACAAAACCCAAAAAAAGGGAAUUUUAAACACAGGAGCAGCGAGAACAUCCCGGAAAAAAAAAAAAAAAAAAUCCAGCAGGGAAUGGAUCCAGAGGUGUUUGAAUCCACGGAUUUGGAGUUAUUUGGGAUUUUGUUUAAUAUGUCAUACAUAUAACGGGGUUUAUACAGUGUAUAGGAAGGUUUGUAUCGUGUACAAAGGGG